UCGUUCAUUCCCGUCCCUCAGUUGUUCCUUCCAGUCCCACCAUGGCCUCCUCCACCAGUCUUCCCUCCAACUGCAGCAGUUCCUCAGGCAUCUUCUCUUUCUCUCCGGCCAACAUGGUGUCUGCAGUCAAACAGAAGAGCGCUUUUGCUCCCGUUGUGCGGCCCCAGGUCUCGCCACCCCCCACCUGCACCAGUGCCAAUGGAAACGGCCUCCAAGUAGAUCAAUCUUUUGUGGACUCUAGCAAGUACUCCACCGCCAACUCCCUGCAGGGACUGGCCUUCUCCUGAAGUAUGUUACACCUGUCUCACACUCUUUCUUCAUCAUCCUCUCUUUCUAUCCAUUAAGCCAUCCAUCAGCAUGACUGUCAGAUCAUCCUCUCCCUUCAUCCUCCCUCGUUCUCCUCACUUCUGCUCAGUCAGUGGGGGCCUGCUGUGCGUCUCCAAGAGCAUGUCAUAUGUGUUUCAUUUCCUGCCUGACUUCCUGCUUCCUGUGUCAAGUCCUCCUCAGAGUU
Messenger RNA from Sinocyclocheilus rhinocerous, 511 nucleotides. Its product is annotated as transcription factor COE1-like. NCBI's taxonomy places the organism in Eukaryota, Metazoa, Chordata, Actinopteri, Cypriniformes, Cyprinidae. Gene Ontology annotation, molecular function: DNA binding. The coding region runs from base 42 to 287 and encodes 81 amino acids. The transcript has 2 exons. Gene Ontology annotation, biological process: regulation of DNA-templated transcription. The record is from RefSeq and is a predicted model, not a curated record.